UCCUGACAUAAUCAUGUCACUCACAGGGCGGGUGGGGAGGAAGCCGGGGAAUUAUCGGUAGUAAUUUCGGGCAAGGGUUUGUGUAGGGGGAGUGCGGUGGAAAUUGGCCUCUCUAUUGACGUCGGACGUGGGCUGCAGUCCAUUCCCGAGUUUCGCUUCCUCUUCCCGGCGCAGUUUAAAGCGGUCCCGCAUCCUGGCUGGUUCAGUCUCCGCUGACCCGCUGCGAAGGAUGGUCCGGUACUGCGCACCGGGAGCUAGUGUGAAGAGCUGUAGCAGACUGGGGCAAAGCAGUGGCCGUGAUACCAUCUCGGGUCUGUGUGUCCACAGCGGAUGAGCAGUUUCCGUUUUUGGGUCCCAGCCCGUUUCUGCAAGCAGAUCAGAAUUUCGAUCUGAACAUAUUGAAUGAAUUUAUCUUGAAGGACCUUGAGGAGCGGGAAUUUCCAACCACACAACCCUGUGAUUUUAGUAACGUGCAAAUUGGAGAAAUUAGGAACCAGCUAAUGGACCAGGUAACUCCAUGGGGUUGCUCCUCCGCAGAACUGCCUCCAAUGGGGAUGGAUGGCCCCCAGCUGGUUCCCAGGGGCACGGGGUCCCCCCGGCUGGUUCCCAGGGGCCCGGGAUCCUCCCAGCUGGUCAGCAGGGGCACGGGGAACCCCCAGCCGGCGACCAGGAGUGCCCCCAGUUCGUCCGAGGCCAAGCCCAGAGUGGCGGGGCGGGUGACCAGGAGCUCGUCUUCGUCUCGCCUCCCUCCCAGGUGCCUGCCCGUCCCGGGCCUAGGGGGCUUUCCUGAGGGAGAGGCUCCCAAGCUGGUCAUCAUGGAGCAGCCGAAACAGCGCGGGAUGAGGUUCCGCUACGAGUGUGAGGGGCGAUCGGCCGGGAGCAUCCCCGGAGAGAGCACGACGGAACUCAACAAGACCCUUCCCACCGUCCAGAUCCAGAAUUGGCAAGGUGAGGUCAAGGUGAUCAUCUCCCUGGUAACCAAGGAUGAGCCAUACAAGCCCCACCCACACAGCCUGGUGGGGAAGGACUGUCAGAACGGCAUCUGUGAAGUGACCGUCAGCCCCAAGUGCAACAUGAAAGCCAGCUUCGCUAACCUCGGCAUUCAGUGUGUGAAGAAAAAAGAAAUUACAAAAGCCAUCGAGCACCGAUUGAAACUUGGGAUCGACCCUUUCAACGCGGGCGAGUCGCUGAACUACCUGGAGGACAUUGACAUGAACGUGGUCCGCCUGUGUUUCCAGGCCUUCAUCCCAGAGCCACGCUAUGCCCUGACGCCCGUCCUCUCUGAGCCCAUUUACGACAAAAAAGCCACCAACACCUCCGAGCUAAGGAUCUGCCGCUUGAACAAAGACAGUGGGGUGUGCACAGGAGGAGAGGAACUGUUCCUUCUCUGUGACAAGGUGCAGAAAGAGGACAUUGCGGUCGUCUUCUCCGCAAACAACUGGGAAGCGAGGGGCGUCUUCUCCCAAACUGAUGUUCACCGGCAAAUAGCCAUUGUCUUCAAAACCCCGCCAUACUGCGACAUUGACAUCCAGCAGCCCGUUCAUGUGAAUCUCCGUCUCUUCCGUCCCUCCGACAGGGAGUACAGCGAUCCCUUUGAGUUCCGCUACAUCCCCAAAGAAAUCGAUUACUACGGCAUUCAAUGCAAGUGGAAAAGAAAGAUUAAGUUCCCACCAAUCAGCACUUUCAUGGGUGCUAAUGUGACGUUGGCCGACACAGCGACAGGGCUGAAAAAUUCAGUGAAGUAUCGAGCAGAGGAAGAUGAGAAACUUCCAGACUUGACCCAACUGAGCAAAGAUUGGGACUACCUUAACCAGGGGUUUCAUCCCUUCUGUUCUGACCUUUCGGGAGUGGAGUCGGCUAAUGAGAUGUACGGUGUGGGCUGCAAGAAAGAAGAGCCCCUAGACUGGACUAAUAACCAUUUCCAGAACCAAGUAGGGGAGGUUCUGCACCACAGAGAGGAUGAGAUGUAUCAUCCUGCCUUUGGUAACAGCAGAGUGCAAGUUGACCUGGAUAUGGCCACCUCCGCUAACGUGGGCUACCUGAACGACUACAGGUUUGAGGAGUUUGCAAAUGAUGAUGCACUGCCCAGUGUCCUGGCCAGCAGCAUAACCAUGCCAGGUGACCAAGCGGGCACCAAGGGGUGAGAGCUAUCCCCCUUGGAUGAAUGGAUCAUUGGGUGGGGAUGGGGCUAGAGGGUGUUUUAGUUGGCUUUGGAGCCGGGGGGAGGGUGCAAGGGGGAGACUCUUGAUCUGCUCCCAUUCUUAACGUGACUGUGCUUCUACCUGCCCUCUCUGUUGUACAGAGUUUGAUUCCACUCCCUUUCAGGGUCAGCAGGUCGAUCUUUGGCCUAACAAACCCUGUGAAUGUGCAAGUAACUAGGGAGUUUUUAUUUUUUUGUUCUCUGCGCGCACGCACACCCCUCUCCCCUGCUCCUCCUGAGGAUACAUAAACUCAAACAGCAAAGGGGAGAAACAUUUCAACUGCAAUGUCUUGGUAAUUUGACUGACCAGACUCUGCAACAUCGGCUUCUAAAAACUAAAGGUUAGUGGUCAGAAGGUAAAGGGCCUGUUUGCAACAGAAAGAAUUGUAGCAUCUGUGGUGUCAAUGGAAGCCCCAUGGAUUAGCAUAGCCAACCUGAGACAGGUGGGAACAUUAUCUAAGGGGUUCAUCCAGCCACCCUUUUCCCAAAUAUUUUGCUGAGAUUGUCCCCUUGUAGAAGAAUACUCAAAAACUGAGAGGCAUUUGAUAGAUUUGUGGUCUGGACAUUGGCCUGAGAACAUCUAGAUAUUAAAGCUUCGACACACAUUGCAUCACACGUUCAGGUAAAGUGUGGGUUUUGAUCCUGUGUUGCAAAUUUCUCUACUCGCUUUUGUUUUAACUCAAGAAUGUAACUUUUCUAACUAAAGUUUUUAACUUUUUCUAAAAGAAUUUGUACUUUUCACCCCAAUUGUAUUGUCCAGGAAUGUUUACAUGCACAAAGUUUAAUUGUGUGGCUAUGGCAGAUUAUAUUGGGAUCGCUGUCUCCUGGGUAUUGAACUGAGAGGCAGCUGUAAUGUGCUUGUUGUUCAGGGUGUCCCUGAAAUGUUAUUUUUGCUGUUUGCUGUGCCUCUGUGUCACUUUCUUGAUUAUCAACUUCCAAGUUGAGCCAACCUGGGAAACUCCCUUGUUUUUCCAACUUUAUCAUGAAGUUUCUGUUUCUUCGGCCUGAAUUCUAGUCAAUCUUGCAUCCUACCCAUUGUCCAAAUUCUUCCCAGCUGUAUUGCAUCCACUUUCGAGGUGACCCAUAAACAGACGCGCACCAUAGUAGCCUGUUGGCAGCUGAAGGCACCACAUCCUUUGGCCACUCAAUCACAAUGAGGCCUUGAAUUUUCCCCACCUCGUAACAGACCUGGGGUGUGAGCCCUGUUACUACACCAUCUUAACUCUGCUGCUUUUGUAGCUGACCCUUAUUGUUAGAUGUGGAGAUGAGUUAUGAGGAACAAUUAAUACUUUGGACUUUGAUAGCUGAAUUGGCUUUUGCCAUCUCUUUAUAGAUUAGAUGAACACAACUGAGAGGGUAACACUGCUUUCAAUCUAAGCUGCAGCAAUAGUGUAUGGUGCUCUGAGCUUGAACUUUUUAAACUAAUUGUCUUCAGAAAGUGAUCAACACAAUGGACUCUCCUCUGGUGCACUUGAGGGGAAAAGCCUGGAGCUAAUUAAGAUGUUGAGAUCAAGGUAUUGUACGUUUCUCCUGAAAGACUAGUGAUAGCUGCCUUCUCUAUCUCUAAGAGAAUUAUACAGCACAGAAACAGGCCCUUUGGUCCAACUGGUCCAUGCCAACCAAGAUGUCCCAUCCAAGCUAGUCCCAUUUGCCAGCAUUUGGCCCAUAUCCCUCCAAACCUUUCCUAUCCAUGUACCUGUCCAACUGCCUUUUUAAAAGUUCUUAUUGUACCCGCCUCAACCACUUACCCUGGCAGCUCGUUCCACAUACACACCACCCUUUGUGGUUUUAACAAAAUAACUUGCCUCUAAAGUUCCUAUUAAAUGCUUCCUCUCUCAUCUUAAACCUGUGCCCUCUAGUUCUUGAUUCCCCACCCCUGGGAAAAGGCUAUGUGCAUUCACCUUAUCUAUGCCCCUCAUAAUUUUAUACACUUCUAUUCCUUGGAGUGUAGGAGACUGAGAGGUGAUCUUAAAGUCUGAGCCUGUCCAACCUCUCCCUGUAACUCAGUUCUACAGACAGUUCAAUGGUGUUGUGUGUGGUAACUCAAAGUGGCAAGGGAUGUGUGUAGAGUGACCAUUUGAGUUUGAAACCAAUAUUAAUGCAGGGGCUGUAACAGAAUGGUGCCUGCUUUCUAGAUGAUACUGGAAUAAGAAACCGGUGCUUAUAGAGUUAAUUGUAAAGAGCUGGGGAGAGUUUCCUCUGCUUUUCCCUGUUCUGGAAGUGUUUGUUUCCUCGGGCCAUCCCAGGUGGCCAUUCUUUCUACCAGCUUUAAGCUGGGCCUCACAAGUUAACCGCAGACCUGUCAUCGCUGACCCUGUGGGCACUUGCUUCGUCGGAGGUGGUGGUGGAAGGGAAACGGUGGAACAUUUAGUGGCGUUCUGAAUAAACAGCCCUUAAUCCCCAGGACCCAACAGGAACUGGCGUGCUAGUUCCUGGAAACCAGGCCCCAAACCAAGCCUGGGUCUUUCCCAGUCAGCUGCCCACUACUUUAAGUCUGUCCACUCCCUGUCUGUGUAUCCUGCUUUGGCCCUUUCAUCUCUCUCAGAUCGUCAUUCGAAUUCUAGUCUGCUCAUCGUCGCCAAUGUUAAUCCCUCCACCAUUGGCAGUGUGCUUUCGGCUGCCUCGGCCCUGGGAUCUGCACUCCCCACCCAAAACCACAGCCCCUCUCUCUUCCUUUUAAGACUGCAACUGACCUCUUGACCACCUGCCUCUGUCUUCCUGCGUGACUGGGUGUCAAGUCUUGCUCUAUGACACUGUGCGGUUUAUAAGAAGCGGCAAAGGAUAUUAACCUGUGAAUUUAACCGAUUGGACUGUUGGAUGGUAUUAAAGUCUGGAUUUCUUAAUCCAAAGUGGGCAGGUCUGAGCAGCAGGGGGCUCACAAUUUAGAGGUGCUGUAAAUAAUUAGUCAGUGUAGCAAAUUUGGCAGCAAGUCUCAAUUAUGAAGACAUUCUUUGUAUAUAAAUGUAUGUACUGUAAAUAAAUUAACUUACUUCUGAUUUGUAAUGUAGGAAGCAACAGCUGCCCAUAAUUUCUUUUUUUGGCACCUUGUGAACAUUUACAAAAAAAAAUAAAUGACUAAUUCUUUACUCCUGAAGGUGUAUUGAGUCUUAAUUCCAGAAUGAGGCCAUUCAGCCUGUUGAGUGUAUGCUGGCUCUUUCAUACAUAGAACAGUACAGCACAAUAUAGGCCCUCCUGCCCAAAAUGUUGUGCCGACCUUUAAA
Molecule: messenger RNA, 5421 nt
Organism: Pristis pectinata (smalltooth sawfish)
Lineage: Eukaryota; Metazoa; Chordata; Chondrichthyes; Rhinopristiformes; Pristidae
Product: transcription factor RelB-like
Exons: 11
Coding region: 501-2144 (547 amino acids)
Biological process (GO): response to cytokine; regulation of transcription by RNA polymerase II; cellular response to stress
Cellular component (GO): cytoplasm
Molecular function (GO): RNA polymerase II cis-regulatory region sequence-specific DNA binding; DNA-binding transcription factor activity, RNA polymerase II-specific
Source: RefSeq, a predicted model, not a curated record